AAGCACAACGCAAGCGUAUUCAAUUGACAAACCGUUUGUGUUGCUUAGGAAAGAGACACAACUUAUUAUGGUCUGAGCGUUACACUACGUUCGCUUGUCGCUGGCUAAUGUGAUCCCCGCCUAAUGCUGUGUGAUUCAGGGCUAGGAGAACAACCAAAUGCUAACGCCAGUCGGCAACUCAGUAGCUUAUGUGAUGUGCAGAGAGAUCGUGUCAUGACAAAAAAAAAAAAAAAAAAACAAAACACACACAAAAAAAAACACUGAUCAUAGAGCUGAAUGCAACUUGACUUGGAAUCUUUUAUAUAAACUGUGUAGUUACUUUAUAUACAUCAUACACUCUGUGAUGAUAGUUUUGUAUCGGUUGAUUUUGGUUUGUCUUUUUCUGUCACUCCUCAGUGCUUUUUCAACUAUACUUAACUGAGUAUUACUGUCAAAUAGCUCUAUGUUAGAAACUGUAACACUGAAAGAUUUAUUGUCUUGAAGGAUUUUCUUUUUACACUGUUCCGCUGUUACAAAUCAUAGUGGCAAUAAUGAUAAUGGGAUUGAUUACAAGGACCUCAUCAUCUUUUUAACCAUGUUACAAAAUGAAGCAAAAAAGAGUACCAUUUUUGAAUGGUCAAUAUAUGACGAAAAAUGCCGCAUUAAAAAAAAGGAAAAAAUAAGUUUGUAGUUGUGUUUUAUGGUGAUGUCAUCAUUUACAAAACAUCAACAAGUGGUGUGUCAUGCGGUCUGCGUCGUAAACAGCAUUAUUUAGUUCUUUCUGAUGCCAUCAGGGAAGGGUCAUCAACGUGUGUGUGUGUGUGAGGGAGUGAGAGAGCUAGAACCUCAUCUGUGAGCACAGAUAAGUGACUAAAAAAAGAUAAUGUCAUCAUUUGCUCUUUUGAGUAAACUGGGAAAAUAACAAACUAGUGUGUUAUUACACUAGAGUAGUGCCCAGGCAUGAGUGAUGUUGUAAAACCACCAUGGACUACCUCCAAUAAUGUUAAGCCCGUUUCAGUGAAAAAAAACAGAUCAAGCUGAAAUCAUUCAAUUGCAUGGGAAAGAAGGAGUCUUGGCUUUACCCAAUUGGCCCUAGUCUCAACUAUUACAAUGUGUUUUGGCAACAUAUGGUUACAGUCUAUAUGCCUAUGAGGCGGUGCCGUCCCAGACUUUGAUCCUAGCCCUGGGGGUGUACGACAAAGCGAGUACACCUAAGAUAAUGGAGAAGGGCUGAAUGCAAAAGGAUAUGCUACAAGCAUCUAACUGAGCUAUCAGAAGGCUGGUAAAAGAGCCUGUGUUUUUAUUGUAUUCUAGAACCAUCACAGCCCCAGGGUCCUGUUCAGUACAAUUAAUUACUUAAUUAAUAACUAAUUCAUUCUUAUAACCCGCUUUGGUUAUAAAAAAAUUCUAAAAUGACCUUGAAGAAGAAAUAUAUAUACAGUAUAUAUUUAUGUUGUUGUGUUUUGUCUUUUGUUCUUUCACUUUUAUUACAAUAUUGUGUAAUAUGACAGCCUUUUUAAAUGUUCUCAUUCUUGUUCAUUUUUAUUGUCAAUUGACCUGCCUCAAAUGGAAAGGACGGUACAAUUCUAAUGCUUCAUAAAUAAAAGUGACAUGACAGUCAACCGCUCACCGAGUCCCCAAAACAGUACUGUUGACUGCAAACAAGUCAGAAGUGCUUUCUAAGUAGUGCUGUUGGUUUUGGUGGAGCCUUUAAGGCUGGGUGGACAUAAACAGUAAAUGUUUUAAGGGCGUGUAUGGUGACUAUGCUCUCAUGUUUAGAUCAGAUGGCCAGAUGAGCUGUACUAGGCUGUGAACACUCUAAAGAGCAGGUUGGGCGUUGGGGUCAGACCAGUUCUUCCAGUCAAUCUGUUGACCAAUACCAUAGUGGACAAGCUCUGGUAUGGUGACAAAAGCUGAGAGAGAUGCAGCGAACUACAGGUUAUAGAGGGAGAAAAUGGAGCUUUGAAACAUACUUAACCCAGACAAACAGCAAGGAAAGGGGAUCCUUUUUGUUCAAAGAGAAUCUUAGUGCAGCUAGUGGUGCCGCCGUUCCCCUUCGACCGAGGGCUCUCUCGCAGCCUGGCGGGGCCAACCCGCUCCUCAGCGUCAAGUCGGCUGAGCUGAGGCGGCGGGCGAUGUCCUCGCGCUCCAAGUCGGCGCUGGAGGACGAGCUGUCGUGCCCGGUGUGCUGCGAGAUCUUCAUCGACCCCGUGGUGCUCCAGUGUAGCCACAGCUUCUGCAAGAACUGCCUGCAGCAGUUCUGGAACAAGAAGGCGGCCAAGCGCGAGUGCCCCCUCUGCCGCACCAAGUGCUCGCUCCAGGAGCCCACGGUCAGCCUGGCUCUGAAGAACGUGUGCGACAGCCUGCUGAAGGAACAGAAGCUCCAGGCCGCCGCCGCAGCUGGGGCCAGCGGAGAGGCCAGUGGAGGCGCAGGGCCUCCGGAGCUAUGUCCGAUACACGGAGAGCCCAUCAAGCUGUACUGCCAGGAGGACAACGAGGUGCUGUGCUGCAUCUGCCAGACGUCCAAGAAGCACCAGGGACACAGCGUCUGUCCAGUGGUGGAGGCCGCCCAAGACCUGAAGGAACAGCUCAGAAAAGAAGUGAUUCCUUUGAAGAAGAGUCUUCGCGGGCUCUAUGUAGCUAAGCAGGAAUGUGAUGACAUGACAGUAUACAUAAAGAAUCAGAAACAGAUGACAGAGAGGCAGAUAAAGGAGGACUUUGCGGAAAUGUAUCAGUUCCUGCAGAAGGAAGAGGCGGCCAGACUCGCAGUUCUGGAGGAGGAAGAGGAGCAGAAGAAUCAGAUCAUGAAGAAGAAGACCGACAGCAUCACACGAGACAUCCUCACCUUCUCUCAAGUGGUCAUUGCCAUCGAAAAUGAGAUCGCCACCAGCGACACAAAAUUUCUUCAGAAUUACAAGAAUACCACCAAGAGAGCCCAGAUUACACAGCAGGUGCCAGAGAGUGUUCCUGGAGUGCUGAUCAACACUGCCAAGCACCUUGGCUCUCUUAAGUACAGAGUCUGGAACAAAAUGCAGUCUCUUGUGGAGUAUACCCCUGUGACAUUGGAUCCCAACUCUGCGUACACCUGGCUCACCAUCAACAGAGACCUGACCAGCGUGACCAACAGUGGCAAGGUGCACAAGCUGCCAGACAACCCCGAGCGCUUCGACCACUUCGUAUUCGUGCUGGGCUCCGAGGGGUACAUGGCCGGGCGCCAUGCCUGGGAGGUGGAGGUCGGCGACAAGCAGGACUGGGUGCUGGGCGUGGUCAACGAGUCCGUGGAGCGAAAGGGCAAGAUCUCAGGCUGCCCCGAGGGCGGCUUCUGGACCAUCUCGUACUCGGAUGGCGAGUACACAGCCAUGACCAGGCCUCGGACGCCCCUCUGCGUCAGCGCACCGCUGCAGAGGGUCAGAAUUCAGCUGGACUACGUGGCAGGUGAGGUCAGCUUCUCCAACCCCGUGGCUAUGACACCCAUCUACACGUUCAGUGACCAGACCUUCACUGAAAGGAUGUUCCCUUUCUUCUGCCCCGGAGCCAACAUCAAUGGCAACAAUGGCAGCCCGCUGAAGUUGUGCCCUGCAAAGGUUGCUGUGUGGAAUAGCGCCACCUGGUGACGAGGAGAACUGCUCAUACUUUAUUUGACUUCCUGUGCUAAAACUAAUUGCAACCUUGAUUCAAUGAGUUGAUAUUUUCCUUGUGUGUGUUAAGAAUUGAUUGUAAAAGUUUGAUUCAAAGGUUAACUAAUAGGCUAGUGACAAAUAGUCAGAAAGGGCUUUAGUUUUUGAGAUACCCCUACCGGAGGUAGAACUAAACCCAACAAUGUUUUUCCUCAUCUCUAAGGUCUCCCAUAUAUGAAAUGGAUUCUUGGCUAAAAAUAUUUUACUGCUAAGAUUGUUAAAUUAACAGAUAUUGUUAGACACCCCAAAACCAAAAAAGGACUAAAAUAUAGCCUGUCCGUAUUGGAGUUCAGGCAUAUAAAUUACUGCAGAUCAAUCACACAAGCUCUGAGAGCUUUGAAACUUGGCAUGUUCAUAGUCAGGAAGUUGCUUUACCUACUAGAAAAGACUGGAUGUGAAUAUCUUGAUGUAUGGAAUGAAUAGAGACCUGUAAACAUACACGUAAAAUAAGCGGACAUGCAAAAAAUGAAUAUCUAUGCAGAAUGUUUUCAUUUACUUUGUAGAUGCUUUACCAGGGAUAAUCAUAGAAACACAUAUGAUGGCUUGUUGGAAAGGUGGGGUUGUUCUGAA
Alosa alosa (allis shad) is the source of this 4226-nucleotide messenger RNA. It is a transcript of the gene trim35-12, whose product is annotated as tripartite motif containing 35-12. The transcript has 6 exons. NCBI's taxonomy places the organism in Eukaryota, Metazoa, Chordata, Actinopteri, Clupeiformes, Clupeidae. Bases 1902 to 3593 code for a protein of 563 amino acids. Gene Ontology annotation, molecular function: zinc ion binding; protein binding. The record is from RefSeq and is a predicted model, not a curated record.